AAGGAAUUGUUCUUUUGGUUAUUUUUCACGAGAUUUUUCAAAUAGAAUACAUCCAUCAUGGGUAAAAAGAACUCUGAGGACUAUAGCCGAUCAUCUUCAAAAUCGCACAGUCAUAAAUCAACAAAAUCACACAGCAAAUCUCAUCCAUCGAGUGGGAAAGGUUCUCGAUAUGAUCGCUACACUAAUACACCUUUUGGUGAAGACGAAGUUCAGAACAAUGAGGAGAAUGCUUCAACCAUUCCUAUGCCAGUAGCUAUGUGGGACUUUAAGCACUGUGAUCCUAAGCGUUGUUCAGGUGUCAAAUUGGCUCGUUGUAAUAUGUUGAAAACACUCAAAUUAACACAACGUUUCCGUGGCAUUGUAGCAAGUCCUAUAGGAGAAAAAGCAGUUUCACCAGCAGAUAGAAAGAUUGUUGAAAUGUAUGGUGCAGCUGUUGUGGAUUGCUCCUGGGCUCGUGUAGAUGAAGUUCCCUUUACUAAAAUUAGAGGGCCUACGGAUCGGCUAUUACCUUAUUUAGUGGCUACGAACCCAGUGAAUUAUGGUAAACCUUGGAGAUUGAAUUGUGCAGAGGCAUUAGCGGCGAUCUUUUAUAUUACAGGGUAUCCUGAACAUGGAGAAGCUCUCUUGGCAAAGUUUAAAUGGGGACAUGCAUUUGCAAAAGUAAACGGUGGGUUAUUGUCACGCUAUGCAAAAUGUAAAGACUCGACUGAAGUUAUAGCUGUGCAAAACGAGUAUUUGGCUAAAUUGGAAGAAGAUGAACGUCAAAAACAGGAGAAUGCGGUUCAAGCCGAAGAAGGAGAUAGUGACGAUGAUGACAUGUUGUUUAAAAAUACAAACAGAAAUAAUGCAUUCACCGUAUUUGACGAUGAUGAAGAUGAUAGUAAUGACGAAGAGGAGGAAGAGAGUAGCGACGAAGACGACACCAGCUCCGAACAGCAUUCGGAUAGUGACAUAGCUGAUGAAAAUGGCAAUGAUUCAGAAGUGGAAUAUAUUCAAGAUAAACUAGGGAACACACAUAUCCGUCAUAAAUAAUAUUUUUCUAAGUUUGAUAUUGAUAUUUUGUACAAGAUAUUGCCCAAAUAGUAAAGGAUGUGAAGCAAACACAUCUUGAUUUACGACUUGACCUUAAGCAACAGAUUCGCUUACAUACUGUAUAACACUCUUCUGACCAAUAUCUAUUGACUUCUGACAUUAUGGGAGGGGGUUUUUCUUUUGUGCUCGUCUGUCGAAUAACCCAGUUUGUCUUCGUUCCAAGAUAAAGUAUAUAGAGCUUACAAAGUUAUUACGUUGAGUGUGAACAUUACUGCUUUUUUAUGUGUUUUGUUGUUUUUUUCUUUUUCUUUUUUUUGUGGAAAAAGAGAGAGAGAUAAAAU
This is a messenger RNA of Mycotypha africana, 1373 nucleotides long. RefSeq lists its product as uncharacterized. Gene Ontology annotation, biological process: maturation of SSU-rRNA. Gene Ontology annotation, molecular function: rRNA small subunit aminocarboxypropyltransferase activity. The transcript has 6 exons. The record is from RefSeq and is a predicted model, not a curated record. Bases 58 to 1032 code for a protein of 324 amino acids. Lineage: Eukaryota; Fungi; Mucoromycota; Mucoromycetes; Mucorales; Mycotyphaceae.